AUGUACAUUCCCAGACAACAAGAUUUGGCAGGUUCCGAGUCGCUACUCCUGUUAGUACCGGUAGCAGGCCUUGAACCCCCUGGGUCUCUCACUUUCGCGCUGCGAGCAGCUGUUCCGUCUACAGGAUCAAGCACAAACAGCACAAGCGAAGAUGCAAACAAGCCAGUCUUCGGCGGAGCAGCAACUGCUUUCAUCGCAGUCACCAUCACCGUUCUCAUCUUUCUUGCAUUUGUUGUGGCAUGGACAGUCUACCGCAGAGUCAGCAACGGCGAAGAAGACUCCGACACCGAAUCGUCUACCUCGGAAUCAGCCUGGCGUGUCGAGCCCGAGUAUGCCUCGCCCAACACCACAAUCACCGCCAAACACCGGAGACGAAUAAAGAAGCUGGAACAGGUGGCUCCCUCGCAAACCCUGAGCCAGUGGCGCGCCGACAAGCAAGAGCACCAUGUCAAAACGUUUGCGACCAUCUCCACAAAAUUGAUUUGCGCCAUCUGCCUCGACAUAAUACAGGACUCGGACACGAUCCGUGAACUGCAUUGCUGCCACGUCUACCACGCGAACUGUUUGAACUUGUGGGUCGAAAGAGGCCAUCAUGACUGCCCGCUAUGCAAGUACGAUAUCAUUCUUGGAGCGCAGAAAGAGGCGCAGAAAGAGCAUGGACUCGAGCAUGCGGAAUCUGCCGAGACAUCACAUCCCGGGGAGCAGCAGGACGGACCACGCGAGCAUCCCGCCGUCACGGCCUCGAGAGAACUCGAGGUCCGGAUGCAGCAACAGCAGGCCAAUGGAACAAAUGGAACAAUUCCACACAACGAGGAACAGACUACAAGCCAUGGCGCCAACGCCGAGGAGAGACGCGAAGAACCGGCAGCUUGA
Exophiala xenobiotica is the source of this 873-nucleotide messenger RNA. RefSeq lists its product as uncharacterized. The record is from RefSeq and is a predicted model, not a curated record. The coding region runs from base 1 to 873 and encodes 290 amino acids. The transcript has 2 exons. Gene Ontology annotation, biological process: protein ubiquitination. Lineage: Eukaryota; Fungi; Ascomycota; Eurotiomycetes; Chaetothyriales; Herpotrichiellaceae. Gene Ontology annotation, molecular function: ubiquitin protein ligase activity.